AGUUAUGUUUCAUUUCAGGGUCACACCGACUGAUUUCCAAUAGCUGAUACCGAGCAGACCGAGACUGAUCACUGCGUGUUUAUAGUGAAGGGGUGUGUGUGAGUGUGUGAGUGUGUGAGGGGGGCAGUGAGUAGUGGAGGGAGGGGGUGGGGGGGUUAACCACCCUGAAUAACGUCAAUGGCUGGCGAGCUGCGUCGUGCGUUUUGGUGCGGUGCUGUCCUCAGGAGCGCGCGGCUUCACGGUGCGUAAAGACACUUCCAGCACAAAAUGUGUGGAUUGGCGCUUCUUUGCGUUUACACACGGGCUGCUCCUGAUCCUCCUGGAGAGGAAUCCGUUCCUGUAACAGGACACUAAGCUAUUUUUAAACGUCCAACUCACUGAUGGCCGGAAAGAUGGACACUCUGUACAACGGCACCGAUUUUAACGGCACUAACGGGACAAAUGUGUGCGUUAACUGCAGCGACGGCUUCAACCAGUUCAUCCAGCCGGUGUGGCAGAUCACACUCUGGGCUGUCGCCUAUUGCAGCAUCGUGGCGGUGUCUGUGGUUGGGAACAUGGUGGUUAUCUGGAUUAUUCUGGCGCAUAAACGCAUGAGGACCGUCACCAAUUACUUUCUGGUGAACCUGGCCUUUGCAGAGGCGGCCAUGUCAGCAUUCAACACAGUGAUCAACUUCGCCUACGCUGUUCACAACGAGUGGUACUUUGGUUUGGUUUACUGCCGCUUCCACAACUUCUUCCCCAUCGCGGCCAUUUUCGCCAGCAUUUACUCCAUGACGGCCAUCGCUCUGGACAGAUACAUGGCGAUCAUCCACCCCCUGCAGCAGAGGCUGACGUCUACAGAGACCCGCGUGGUGAUCACUGUGAUCUGGGUGCUGGCUCUGCUUCUGGCCUUCCCUCAGUACUACUUCUCAUCCACCGCGCUGCUGCCUGGACGCACAGUCUGCUACAUUGACUGGCCUGAGUACACCUCGGUGGACUUCAAGAAGAUAUACUACGUGUGUGUGACACUGCUGAUCUACUUCUUGCCCCUCUGCAUUAUGGGAUGUGCGUACACGAUCGUGGGUGUCACCCUCUGGGCGAGUGAGAUUCCUGGAGACUCUUCGGAGCACUACAAAGAGCAGCUGACUGCCAAACGCAAGGUGGUGAAGAUGAUGAUCGUGGUUGUGUGUACGUUCGCUGUCUGCUGGCUGCCCUAUCACAUCUACUUCCUACUGCAUCAGUUCUUCCCCGAUUUAUUCGAAGAGCGCUACAUCCAGCAGGUGUACCUGGCCAUCAUGUGGCUGGCCAUGAGCUCCACCAUGUACAACCCGAUCAUCUACUACUGCCUCAACAGCAGGUUCAGAGCAGGUUUCCAGCAGGUGUUUUGUUGCUGUGCUCCAACCGUCGGCAAGGAGGAGCUGGAGCUCAAAUCACCGCGUUACCUGCAAACACAGGUGAGCAUAUAUCGAGCCAGUCGCAAUGAGACGGUUGUGUCCACCGCCGUCAACCCUGCAGCAACGGAGCAAAAGACAGCAGAGCUGCCGUCCAGCCCCCCUCACAGCCCGCCUCACGCAGAGGUCACAUCUAACGGCUCGGGCUCAGAGACAUUUACCAAGAGCCCCAACAGCCCCUCCCAGUAAAGGAAACACCAUCAAGUGGUGUGGGAACCAAGUGUGGAUGUGUGAAGAGCAGCGGCUCAAACCUGCCUUCAGCUUUCACUGUUCCGAGGAGGCAGUCGAGCUCCGACACUGCCGUACCGGUCAGGUGCAUUAUUUAGCUCUGGUGUUUUGUUCUAACCAGUGAGACAAGUGCAUUAAUACCACACAGAGGCCUACAGCUGAUCAUCAGUGGGUGGGAACUCAUCAGAGUGAAAACAAGUGUUAAUGUGUUAUAAAAUACAAUACAAAAAAGAAACCACUGUCAACUUGGGGCUCAAUGUCACAUGUCAGUGGAGGUCAGAUUAUACAAUAUUUCACACACAAAAACAGUCCAAACAGGUUAAACAUAUUUUGUCACCAGAGAGGUGUCUUCACAUUCCUCUACUAAAGGGAGAGAUGUCUGUGCACUUCCCUUAAAUCGGAGAUCCAAACGUACGCCAGGCAGCUAAAUUAGAUAUGUCACUAAUGCAAAAGCCAAUUGCUGUCUAAUCCGGGACACACACAUCGACAGGGGAACAGACUUCGACCCAACACUUUCAAAGAAACCCGAAACCUCCAGCACGAAGCAGAUUGUCACUACAGAGAGCAGUUAACAUUAGCACAGUGAGUGUAUGGAGGUAAAUGGACCAAUGUGAACACACUGUCACAUUGUAGCAGACAUUAUGGUGUGUUUCACAGCCACUAACAUUGUGUUAGCCACUGCUAAUUACAAGCUAACAAACAACGUGAAUAAAAGACGCUAACUACACCAACCAUUCUGAUAUGUCUGCUAGUCUGGGUCUGACUGAGGCUCAGACGUGUAUGGCCGAAUCUCUGUACAGUUUCCCCUAAUGCUAACCAUCUUAAUGCACACUGAUUUGUCACUCUUUCAUCGGUCAACGUAGCGCGAGUAAUGCUGGAGAAACAGGAAAGCAAAACCCACCUCAAGCAUUGGUGGUGGACGGGUGAGAGGCCAGAUCUAGAAUUUCUCAGAGACAAAGGAAGGCUAGAUCUGCUUCUAAACUCUUUUCAGAGGUUUUUUUUUUACUAUUAUGAUGGAAAACAGUGUUAAACAAAGUGCUAUACUUUAGAAUAUGUCUGGUGAGGGGCUAUGAGUACACUUGCAUCUAUUUACAUUGUACAGUUGCCAGCUGCUUAUUCGCUUAGCCCCUCCUUGCCAAGAAUUCGGUCGCUCCGUAAGACAAGAAUUUGCUACCUAAUGUCAGCCACCCUGCUGUCCCUACGCCUUCCUCCCUACUGAGCUGCUUCCCUGAGCAGAGAGUGAGUGCAAGCUCCAAAGUCCCACCUUGGGUCGUUGGCUAUAGCAGCUUGAAUAGAGUGCCCCACUUAAGAGUCCUAAAACCUGGAAAUGAGUUAGCACUCCCGGUUCCCUUGUCUCAAAGUCAAAAGGUUGGUUUACACAAGCUUAAGAGACUCACGUUUUGCUCUACAACAUAAAAUACAUCAGUAAAUACCCUACUCUUGAACUUUGAGGCUUCUACAUGACUUACAAAAAAGCGGUUUCUAACAAAUGGUUAAAUGAGACUACAGAACGUCAUCGCGCAGAAAACGGCUUCACUGUCUUGUUGAAUGUUAUGUUGUAAUCAUAAACAUCUGUUUGCCACAGAGCUUAUUUUCUGCAGCAUUCCUAAAUCCGAUGGGAAAAUUCCAGAGGCUUUUUGACGAGGGAACCAGUGCGAUGCUAACUUACGUGUCAGCACAGAAAAAUGUCAUCCCUGGGGCAUGUCAUUUGACCUGCCCAAACCCUCCAACACUGGGUGUCACAGCAGUGCUGGGUCUAACUUGUGUAACAGCAGCAACAGAAAGUUUGCUGAUCCAGCAAACAGUCUGGACUGUCCAGUCCACCAGAGCUGGGGUUUGUGCUGGCUAGAUUCCAGUUGCUUCGGCCACUAACUAGGGGUCUGUCUCCGGAGCUGCUGCCCACUCACCUCCCAGUGAGGUGGUCUGUAGUGGCGGGGAGUGAGGCG
Molecule: messenger RNA, 3604 nt
Organism: Epinephelus lanceolatus (giant grouper)
Lineage: Eukaryota; Metazoa; Chordata; Actinopteri; Perciformes; Serranidae
Gene: tacr1b
Product: tachykinin receptor 1b
Biological process (GO): positive regulation of flagellated sperm motility; G protein-coupled receptor signaling pathway
Cellular component (GO): sperm midpiece; plasma membrane
Molecular function (GO): substance P receptor activity
Source: RefSeq, a predicted model, not a curated record